GCAGUGCGGACGUCUCGAAUCGCUUGCGCAUUGCUAUUUGCAAUUUUGUGUUGCGUGCUUUUAGGCAGUUGAUAAAACUCACCCACACAACCAGCGAAAAAGACGUAACUUUUCGUGUCGUUUUGGGAAAACAGAUUCAAGUUUGGCGCAAAAAACAAACACCAACGGCAUAACUGAUCUCCUUAAUUAACGCGUGCGAGGAAUUCAUUUGAGUUCUGUAAAAAUGACAAAAUGACAGCAAAACGUGAUAAGGAUUACACCAAAAAUAAAUCUACAGCGGGCCUCGGAUUCUCCGCGUCAAGUUCGACCAAUGGCAGCGGCAUCAAGUCCAUUGCACUGGUGAGCUCAUCACAAAAUGUAACCUCGUCGCAGGACAUCAGCAAGCGUACCAACAAACCACUCAUGGAGAAGCGACGUCGUGCCCGCAUCAAUCAAAGCCUGGCCAUACUCAAGGCCCUCAUCUUGGAGUCCACCAAACAUCAGAAUGCCAAAAACGGCCAGGAUCAGGGACAGGCGAAGCACACAAAACUGGAGAAGGCGGACAUCUUGGAGUUAACUGUGCGACACUUUCAGCGGCAUCGCAAUCUCGAUGAUCCAACAGCUGUGAAUAAAUAUCGCGCCGGCUACACGGAUUGUGCCCGAGAAGUGGCACGUUAUUUGGCCACGCCGGAGCCGCCGCCAAUGGGCAAUAUGCCAACGCUGGCGGAACCGGGUUCGAAGGCGCGACUGCUGCGACAUCUGGAUCAAUGCAUAGCCGAGAUUGAUGUGGAAAUCUGUCCGACACACGCGACGCCAAACAACUUUGCCGAGAGUCCAAACAGCAGCAGUAACUGCUUUGAGAUUAAGAAGCAAACACAGCCCGAAGAGCAUUCUUUGGAUUACAGCAGUCAGGACUCGAAUCCAUUGGACUACAGCAAGGCGCCAGGCGAUCAGCAGCAGCAGCAACGUGUGUUGCAAGCGCCGCAGGACGAAAAUAAUAAUCGGGGUCAACAGGCAACGCCACAGACGCAACAGCAACAACAGCAGCAGCAGCAGCUGCAGCAGUUGCAAGUGCCACAAGUGACGCCACAGCCAAAUGGCAGUGCCACAGCCAUCGAGUUGGCCUACGAACACGAUGCCAGCAACAACAAGGUCGUCUGCGUCAACGUGCUCGAGCAGUACAAGCAGCAGCUGAAGGAGGGCGGCAACGGCGUGCUUGUGUUGCCGCCACACUACGUCCAACUGGCGGCAGCAUUGGGUCUGAGUGCCCAGCCCAUGGUCGAUCCCAUUGCCACGCGCACCGACUUCGAGCGUCUGAUUGAGCUGCAGCGCUUGCAGCCACAUCUCGCCGGCAAGUUGAGUCCGAACUUUGCGGGCAGCAUUGAGGCAGCGCAUGUGGCAGCUGCCGCCGCGGCUGCCUAUGCCAAUAGUGUGGCCAACAAUGCCGCCACUGUGGCCGCAGCAAACACUGUGCUCAGCGAGCGUCCCGCCUCGGUGGCCUCCUCAUCGGCAGCGGCCUCGGUGAGUUCGGGAGUCUCGGAGCUCAAGUCCGCGCCAGCCACACAGCAAUCGUCGCCACGUUCGGAGAGCGGCAUCGGUUCUAAUGAGAAUGAAACUCUGGAUGCGAGUCCACAGACGAGCAGUGCGGCCAGGCAAGCGUUGCGGCUGCGCCAGGAGGAGGAGUAUCGGGCACAGCAGCUGGUGCUGCAGCAGGGCUCCGAUGAGAGCAUGUGGCGGCCCUGGUAGAUCUCCAAACUGCAGCGGCCUUGUACAGUUCGAUGGUAUAGCUUUUAUGUACUAAGUAUAUAAGUAAAAUAUAUAGAUGGAUAUAGAUGUGGAUAUGGAUAUGGAAUAUGAAUGUUUAUGUAGACUGUGCGCAAGUUUGUUGCUUUGUUAUGACGAGGAACAUGGGAAUGAGCAGGAACAAGCUUAAUUCCCCCCGUUUAGUUUCAAACACGAAUCGGAAAAUGCAUUUUCACGUGUGCCAAUGCUAUAAAAGACUAUUGAUAAGCGAGAAAGAAAAAACUGGGACACACGAUCCCACGAUUAUAACUAUAUUGUAAUUGUAUAAUUCCACAAACACUAUUUAUGUUUUUUGUCCAGAACCUUGCGUAAAAUGUAUCAAAUACUGAAUUAAAAACUACAAUAAUGUUAACAAA
Drosophila albomicans is the source of this 2138-nucleotide messenger RNA. RefSeq lists its product as uncharacterized. Gene Ontology annotation, cellular component: nucleus. The transcript has 3 exons. The record is from RefSeq and is a predicted model, not a curated record. Gene Ontology annotation, biological process: anterior/posterior pattern specification; regulation of neurogenesis; regulation of transcription by RNA polymerase II. Lineage: Eukaryota; Metazoa; Arthropoda; Insecta; Diptera; Drosophilidae. Gene Ontology annotation, molecular function: RNA polymerase II cis-regulatory region sequence-specific DNA binding; protein dimerization activity; DNA-binding transcription factor activity, RNA polymerase II-specific. Bases 232 to 1725 code for a protein of 497 amino acids.